Paramuricea clavata is the source of this 4273-nucleotide messenger RNA. The record is from the annotation of a GenBank genome assembly. NCBI's taxonomy places the organism in Eukaryota, Metazoa, Cnidaria, Anthozoa, Malacalcyonacea, Plexauridae.
UAUAGAAUGUGGUUUACUGUAUCUCAUCUCUGAUAGAAACAUUGAAUGUCAUAUAGAUCAUCUCUAAAUCUCUGUUCUAUAACUGGCAACCACCUUAUGUGUAUUGGGUUAAUUUUGUUUUGUGUAGGACUGUGGUAUUAUUUACUGUCAUACAAAAGAGAAUUGUGAAAACAUGGCAAUUAAAUUAUCAGAUAGUGGUAUAAAGACAAAAGCUUAUCAUGCAGGUUCGUGCAAUCUUAUAUUCAGAAAAUGUUUGUACUAGUUAAAAUACAUCAAACACGAAUAAUUGCUUCCACCACCACUACAUUUUCCUGAUAAGUACGUAUGUGAUUGGUUAAUCGGGUAGAUUAAACGCAUCUGAUUGGUUAAUGAUCCCCUUAAUGGUGGCGGUAGUGGUAGUAGAUGUCAAAUUUAAACCUAGCUAAUGAGUUUGGGGACGUUUCGUUCAUUUUUUGAUCGGUCCUCCACCGCUCCUCGAAGAAAUUUUUGGUCCGUCUUUGUUUCCCUUUAUAAUUUUUUAAUGUCUUAAUGAUAGGGCUAAACUCAAAACUGCGUAAUGAUAUUCAACAAGAGUGGAUGGAUGGCGUAAUAUCAGUUAUAGCAGCAACAGUUAGUUUUGGUAUGGGUGUCGAUAAAUCUUCUGUGAGGUAAGAGAACGUAGUAAAAUAUUGCCGUGCAUGAAUUUCAUCUGAGCGAUUAGGAUUCUCUGGUUGUAAAAAAACCUUAAGCAUUAGGCAAGUUUGGAAAAUUUAUUGGGAAAGGUCUGAGGAUGGUUUUGUAAUGUAGUUAUAUAUAUUUGAUUUGUUUCAGGUUUGUUGUUCAUUGGAAAAUCCCGCAGUCAGUUGAAAGAUAUUAUCAAGAAAGUGGUCGCGCUGGACGUGAUGGAAAGAAAUCAUAUUGUCGAAUGUAUUAUUCGAGGUCCUCUAUUUAUAAACUGUACUUAGUGUUUUCCUCUAUUCCACUUUAAUUAGAGUAUCUCCCUAAUCUCCUAUCACACAAUGAUCGUAAAUGUAUACAGCAUGCAUUAUCUAGUAGCACGAAACAGAGUUUGUUACAUAGGUAAACAUACAAUAAAUGUGUCUCAUUGGAUAAUAUAUUUGCAGUUUUUCCUUUCGUCCUUUUACCAAUUAGAUUUUGUAUAAUUUUUGAUGUGAAAUUUCAAUCUCUUUCGAUAUAGAUAUGAAAGAGAGCAGAUUUUAUUUCUGUUACGGAAAGAUCUCAAAGUACGGAUAUAAAACUCAGUGGAUUUACAAAUUAUCUGUAGGCAGUCUUUCAGUAUAAAAAUUAUCUUCUGAAUUGUAGAAAAAGAGAGAUAAGUCAAUGAAAGAAAAAGUAUCAAUGAAAAGUUUUAAAGCUUUGGUGGAAUAUUGUGAAGAAGCAAGGUAUGACUACAAAUCGUUUAAAUGUAGAAAUUGGUCAUUUCUUUCUAAUGUCUCAACAACAAAAUUAAGAAGAACCCAGUUGGGAACCAGGUUAGGUUCGGGGUUGGGUGCAAGUUACGUUCAAGAUUUUAUUGUCUAAAACGCGAUCUUGAUCAGUUUAGACCCUCCGGUUGGGGUAUGACUAAAGGGAGAGUUACCAAGUGGAGAGUUAUCUCGGAGAGUUAUGAUUUCGGAGAGUUAUGUUCGAACCACGCCCACUUCCCCCAAUGACCACACCCAAUUUCUUAACUCUUCCGACGUUUCCUUGAACUAACAUGAGAGAGUUAUGUUUGACGUAACUCUCUCUCGUUAACAUUAUGAAGAUGUUAGAGAAUAGAGAGUUAUCAUUUUUUAUAACUCUCCGCGUUCACGAUUGUGGCAAUGAAGAGAGGUAUGUCAGUUUUUUGAGAAAACCUUAGUAAAGCUUGUUUCUUCGGAUUUUCAUCUUAUAUUUUGGUAUUUCGGUUUGUAGCGUGUCAAUAGCGUGCGUCCAAACAGGACUGAAAUAGUACAACUUGACUCGGUCAAAACAAUGAGAUGCUUGCAUAUUGGCAGUAAAUACGGUAAGCAUAGUUGCAAGUAAAUUGAAAAAAUUAAGAAAAUUGAAUCGUUCAGCAAUUCAGGUUUUGGAAAUACUUUACAGAUCAGCCAAUAGGGCAUUACAUUUGAAAGGUUUUCUGGUUCUAUCUAAUACGAGAGCUGUAUCUGAAUGCUGGGCUUUGUAGAUAAUCCAAGUGAGCAUGUAAUAAUUUAUUUACUCACCUCACUUGGUAAGUACUAAAGUACUACUAGUUUCUACUAGCGUGAAAUGUUAAAGCUGAAACGUGAGAAAAAAGUAAAUUCACAAUAAUUUACUAAAAUGUGGAAGUGUUUUUCAAAAAACUGAUGGACAUAACUCUCCUCAUUGGCAUUGCCACAAUCGAGAACGCGGAGAGUUAUAAAAAAUGAUAACUCUCUAACAUCUUCAUAAUGUUAACGAGAGAGAGUUACGUCAAACAUAACUCUCUCAUGUUAGUUCAAGGAAACAUCGGGAGAGUUAAGAAAUUGGGUGUGGUCAUUGGGGAAAGUGGGCGUGGUUCGAACAUAACUCUCCGAAAUCAUAACUCUACAAGAUAACUCUCCACUUCAUAACUCUUGGUUUAGCUGGUCCCCUCCGGUUGGUGACUCCAGUUUAUCUGGUGGGAAAGAACCUUUAAAACACCAAUGAAAAUUAUCUUUCACUUUAUCGAUAAUCUGUUUUUGUUCAGUAAUUUCAGUUUAUUUGAUAUAUAAAUACACUGGAUCUGAAUGUCAUAGGCAGGGUAGAAUUUAAAACCUUUUUAAAAUCCGGACAAUACCAAACUUAAACAUCCAAAACCAAUGUUCAGAUCAAAUAGCUUUUCGUAGUCCUGAUAAUUUAAAGUGAAAAGUCAUUUUGAAUUUGGGUCGUGACAAUUAUAACCCUACUAUAGUGUGUCAUCUUAUUUUCAUAUUAAUUAAUCUUUAGUAUUUCGAAAACGACCCGCGUUUAUUGACACGUUACGUAGAUAAUGCCCCUUAUAUAAGAGUACGUAAUAAUCUUUUGUAGAUGUCGACAUGCAUUCAUGUCUGAAUACUUUGGAGAUAAAAAACCUGAGGUGAGAAUUCUGCUUUGAACUUCAAGUUUGGUAUACGCGCUGUUUACAAUACAAGCUAAAGGGAUAUUUGCAAACAACGCAUGAUGCCGCAAGCAUUUGCGUCUCGUACCACUGAGUGAAGCAUAUUAAGGUGAUCCGUUAGUUAAACUGGGCACAGAAUUAAGAAUGUUCUCCUUGCUUCCAACUACACCACUAAAAUAAUACUUUUGUUUUUGUUAGUGUAACAAGGGAUGUGAUUUCUGUCGUAAGCCCAAGGAGGUCGAAGUUAUGAUUGAACAAUUGCGCGGUGGAGUGUUUGCCAAUAAAGGUCACAAUGGCUAUUCCAAGACAUACACAUGUUCAAACUUUGGUCAAGUUGAUUACAAUCUCUAUGGUGGAGGAAAACAUGGUGAUGAUACCAAGUUAGUCGUAGUGUCCUUUUCCAAGAAAAUGUCACGAUAGUUCAUUGUAUUAAUGCACCAUAAGUGUCAAAACUAAACCAAGCGUUAAACCUCAAAAAGUACAAAGUGAAGUUUAAUAUUUGCAGCAAUGAAGAGAACGUUUCAUUAGCAAACUUAAACGAUUCGUCGACUUCAGUUCAGUCAACUGAAUGUCAUUCUUUGCUAGUCUUCCGAACUUAAAACGGUCAGUGGAGUGUUAAAAGUGACAUCAUUGUUGUUUGAGGGGGGUGCCAACAAUUUGCGGGGGAAUUGAGUGUGGGGCACGAAACGCCGUCGAGCAAGCUGUAGCAGGGGUCUGCGGGCACAGUCUGGCGGCAAGGUUGUGGAACAUUUUGAGAUUUUUGGUCCUAUUUACUUCAAAAUCCUUGUUGCAAUCACAAUACUGUCAUUUAAUUCAAUGAACAUUUAAAUUUCUGAGGGAGUGUGCGCAACCCCCUGCAACCCCCAGAAAAUCCGUCUAUGGCUAACCCUAACUCAAUCCUAACUGUAACAUUAACCGUAAACUAAAGUGAACUCUGAGAUUAAAUUUUGAACUGUCUUGAAUACCUAGGUCCCUUUCGUCUAUCCCUUGUAGCCAUUACCUGAAUCAGACAUGCACACAUCCAAUGCGAACACUUCGCUGUGUCCUUUUGGUGUUCGUAUUGGAAAGAUUCGACUGUACAUUCGACUGUUUCUAUUGUAAUAAUGUUUCUACUGUAGAUGUUCAGACGAAGAGGGAGAAGGAUCGAAUUAUGAAGAGAAAUGUAAAAAGUAUCGCAAUAAGCUUAUUCAAAAUGAAUUUACGAAAAGAAGAGGG